AUGGAAUUUGUGGUAUCUCGUGAUGAGCUUCUGUCUGACUCUUUUCCUUACAAGGAGAUUGAGAACGGUAUUCUUUGGGAAGUUGAAGGAAAGUGGACUACCUUGGGAGCUGUUGAUGUGAACAUUGGUGCCAAUCCCUCUGCUGAAGAAGGUGGUGAAGACGAGGGUGUUGAUGACACGACUCAAAAGGUUGUUGACAUUGUCGACACCUUCAGACUUCAGGAGCAGCCGACUUACGAUAAAAAGGGAUUCAUUGCCUAUAUUAAAAAGUACAUCAAGCUUUUGACACCAAAGCUCAACGAGGAAGACCAAGCUGCCUUCAAGAAGGGUAUUGAGGGAGCUACCAAGUUCUUGCUCCCCAAACUCAAUGACUUCCAAUUCUUUGUUGGGGAGGGGAUGCAUGAUGACAGCACUUUGGUCUUUGCAUACUACAAGGAGGGUAAAACUAACCCAACAUUUUUGUACUUCGCACAUGGUUUGAAGGAAGUCAAGUGCUGA
Molecule: messenger RNA, 498 nt
Organism: Eruca vesicaria subsp. sativa (arugula)
Lineage: Eukaryota; Viridiplantae; Streptophyta; Magnoliopsida; Brassicales; Brassicaceae
Source: the annotation of a GenBank genome assembly